UCAAUCACUGUGAACCUGCGUUCACGGAAACAAAUAGAAUAAAUAGUGCCGAAGAAUAAUAUUUUUUUAAGUCCAGUCCAUUGUGUAGUGGUUCAUCAAGAAGUAUUUCUCCAUCAGAAAAUCCAGGAACAUUGAAGUGAACGCUAAGAAUCGGUGAGCAAACUAUAAAUCAGAAAGAUGUCCAACUGGCAGCAGCCACCAAAUCCAGGAUACUAUCCAGGCCAACAAGGCUAUCCGUACCCGCCGCAACCCGGUUAUCCACCACCAGGAGGGGAUUUCAAUCAGGGAUAUCCACCUCCUCCAGCUCCUGGCUUUGUUCCUCCCGGAGGUUACGGUCAAGGACCACCACCGCCACCCACAGCAGCUCCUUUCGGGGGGCCACCACCCGGCACCGGAAUGUACGGUUCUGGCUACGCUGAGGAUCCUAUGCAGGAUGAAAUAAAGGGCUUCGGUUUUUCCGAAAAAACCAUUCGAAAUGGCUUCAUCAGAAAAGUCUACUCCAUCCUCAUGGUGCAGCUGUUAAUAACAGCUGCUGCGAUUUCAUGGUUUAUGUAUCAUGCACCAACGAGAAGAUUCGUGCACUCCCAUCCUGCCGUCUUCUGGAGCGUAUUUAUCAUCACGAUUGUCCUUAUCAUCGUCAUGGCCUGCUGCACUAACGUCAGGCGCAAAGCUCCCAUGAAUUUUAUCUUUCUCUUCAUUUUUACCGUCGCUGAGGCGAUUCUAUUGGCCACCGUAGCCUCCAGCUACAACGCUGAUGCGGUACUUAUGGCAGCAGGAAUCACAGCAGCUGUAUGCUUAGCCCUGACACUAUUCGCUUUCCAAACGAAGUACGACUUCACCGGCUGUCACACCGUACUCUUCGUCGCCCUAGUAGUCCUCAUGCUCUUCGGCAUAAUUGUCACCUUCAUUGAUGGAAGCAAAGUAAUGCACCUCGUCUACGCGUCUCUAGGUGCCCUCCUGUUCUCCUUUUAUCUCAUCUACGACACCCAGAUGAUGCUUGGAGGCAAGCACAAGUACUCGGUCUCCCCCGAGGAGUACAUUUUCGCAGCACUCAAUCUGUACCUCGAUGUUGUCAAUAUCUUCAUGUAUGUUCUCGCGAUCAUUGGCUCUUCACGCGAUUAAUAACCAUCUUGGGAUGAUUAUAUGAACUGAUGAAAUUGUAAGGAUUUCAUAAUGUACUGACAGGAAGGAACAAGUUCGUUUAUUUCUCGCCAUGGAGGAAAUAAAUUUCAUGAGAAAAAACCUAGAUUAUUGGACGGAAAAUUCUAUGGCGUUUUUUUUAAUUCCACUAGUUUUCGGGCGAUUUAUGGAAGAAAACUCCUAGUUUACUGCGACUUAUAAUUUUAAAAAAUGUUCAAGGAAAUUGAUUCUUUAGAAAACAUGAGAUUCUUUUUAUGCUAGUUCGGCUAUUGAUAUGCCCUACAGGUACAUUAAUAUUGAUUUUUCCAGAUUUUUAGAUACGAUUCUUCUCUUAUUUGAACGAUGCCAUUUAAAAAAUGGAAAAAUUUAAGUCGAAGAAUGUUUAUGUCAAUUAAACAAGGCCAGCCGAUUAUUUUUCUACGCAAUUUAGACCGAGAUUAAAAUAUUUAAACUUUUCUAUAAAAAUUCCUUGACAUAAAUUUACCAAGUGUUUCUACUAAGUUUUUUCUCUGUCCAUUGAAAAAAAUCGAACAUUAAAAAAUUUGAGCCGUGGAAUUGUUAUGGAAAAUAUAUCAAUAGUAUGAAUUAUAUAGAAAGGACAGAUUCUAUGGACUUUUGUCUGUGGAAUAUUUUUUUUAUCGAACAUUCCUGUUCAAACAAAGCGCGCGCAGAUAAACUGGGAUUUUUUUUAGUAGAAUUAGCCAAAGAUUUACAUUCAGUUUAUAGAAUUUUCUCACAAACUGUCUAAGUUUUUAUAUGUAAUUUUUUUCGUCCGCAUAAAUGAAGAAAACAAUAACUUCUUGAUUGAUUUGGGAUUUAAAGAUUAAAGAGAAGUAUUAAAUCCAUGAAUUACGAUAAGUGUUUCGAUGUGGAAUGAUAUUUUUCAUGUUGUAUUACCUGAUAAUUCCCGUCUACGUGAUUAUUCGCGAACAAGACCCUUGAUUAUUCAAGCAAUCAAGAUUCAAGACCGUGUUUCAGUGGUGAAGUGGUAAAAAGGGAUGGAAUACAAGAGUAAAGAAUGUUUCAUCUGUUGAGGAUGAAAUUAUUAAGAAAAUAGCGUCAGAUUUUUACCAUUAAAAAUUUAAUCAGCUACAAAAAUAUCUCAGGACGUAUUUACAAUGAUUACACAUACUAUGAAGGCAGCUACAACCUUCCCAUCAUUUCUAACUACGGAGAAACUCGUCUGAUAUUUCGAUAAUCCGAUACAAAAUGAAAUUCGAGUUCUACAAUAACUGGGGGGUUCGAUACGGGAAUAUUUCGAUGAUGAGUAGUUGUAGAACUUGAUGUCCAUGCUUCGGGCCCUCAAGCAGAUGCAAUGAAAGUCUCCCAACAUGUUUGCUCCAAAACCUCUCGUUUCCGAGAUAUACUAAUAUUUUUAAUCACUUUUCACCACUUCACAUCUAAAAUUUCUAAAUUACCAAGAUGUACCAUCUGUUCUAGAUUGAGUGGCUUUAUCUAGUCUGUAAGUCAAUAUCGAAAAAAAUGUAAUUUAUUUCAUAUAAUUAAUUCCCAAUAUUCACUGGAGAACCAUAGGUAGCUGUUAUGUGAUAAUAUCGAUAUGGAGUAGUAAAGCGUAACGAAUCGGAGAUGCCUCUUCUUUUUUUCCCAUUAUUUCGACAAUGAGUUGCUUUAAGGGGAAAAUGCUCCAGACAUUUUCGGCAGCUAUGAAAACCGCUAAUUAUCGAAGUAAUUCGACACUUAAUUAACAAGAUGUUAAAAAUCGUUGUUUCAUUUAACGUUUUACGACUCUACAGCUGAUAUAAUGAAUUGUUUGACUCGUUAAAUUUUCCACGUCAUAUUUUUGUUAUGAAUUGAAUAUUACAUCGAUAUCGCACUGCUACUUCUUCGUAAUCCUGGAUUAUUGUUGCCCCUUUAUUAUUAAUCCCUUUUUUACUCGUAUUUGGAAGUAUUCAUUUUGAUAAUCUAAAUUAAGGCAUACUGUGAGGGUGUAGAACAUGGAAAGUGAGAAAUUUUGCAUUAUUCAAAAAAUCAAAAGUGAAGAAGUACGCAUUACCUACUAUUUAUAAGAUAAUAAUAAUAAUAAUUACGUUAUUGGCACUGUCGAGUUUACCUGUGGAUCAUGCUGAGACGUAUGAAGGAGAGAUGGGAGUAUUAAUUACUGCGGAAUGACAAUUCGGAGGUGAUUUGAUUGUAUUAUUGUAUUCAUUGAUUACUCUUGAAGUGAAUAAAAAUUAUUAUUCAAGUACGA
Diachasmimorpha longicaudata is the source of this 3349-nucleotide messenger RNA. It is a transcript of the gene Lfg, whose product is annotated as protein lifeguard 1. Lineage: Eukaryota; Metazoa; Arthropoda; Insecta; Hymenoptera; Braconidae. The transcript has 5 exons. The record is from RefSeq and is a predicted model, not a curated record. The coding region runs from base 178 to 1122 and encodes 314 amino acids.